AUGGUUGCUGAUACAUUAAUUUAUCAUCCUACAUUAAGUAAAUUAAUUAAAUUUUGGGAUUCUACUCCUAAAAGAGAGAAAACUUUUAGAUUAUUAUCAUAUUUAUCAAGAUUUCUUGGUUAUUAUGCUUAUAAAAAAGGUUAUUCUAAAGAAACCAUUGAAUUAUGGAGUAAUUUAAAAGGUCAUUUCACAUUUAUUAGAAAAGCCAUGAGAUUUUUUAAACCAAUUAAUCAUUUACAAUUAGCUUCUAAAGCUUAUGAUAAUAAAUUAAUGGAUCCAAUUUUACAAUUCACUACUAUUAUUAGAAAUUUAGGUUAUGCUGGUUAUUUAACUAUUGAUGCCAUUGUAUUUUUCAAAUUAUUAGGAAUUAUUGAUAAAAAAAAAUAUCCUAAUUUAGGGAAAUAUGCUUCAAGAUUUUGGUUAAUUGGUUUAAUUUCUGGGUUAAUAAAUUCUUUAAGAAUUAUUUAUAGUUUGAAUUCUUAUGAAAAUAAUAUUGAAAAACAAGGUGAAGAAAUUAAUGAAAAGGAAAAACAAGUUGAUAUUAAUGCUAUUAAUCAAAAAUUAUAUCAAGCUAAAAGAAAAUUGAUUUGGGAUUCAUUAGAUACUUUUAUUGCAUUGAAUUCUUUAGAUAUUUUACAUUUCACUGAAGGUGAUGUUGGUUUAGCUGGGGUUAUAACUUCAUUAUUAGGUUUACAAGAUUUAUGGAAAGCUACUUGA
Molecule: messenger RNA, 717 nt
Organism: Candida dubliniensis CD36
Lineage: Eukaryota; Fungi; Ascomycota; Pichiomycetes; Serinales; Debaryomycetaceae
Gene: PEX11
Product: Pex11p
Exons: 1
Coding region: 1-717 (238 amino acids)
Biological process (GO): peroxisome fission; regulation of peroxisome size
Cellular component (GO): peroxisomal membrane
Source: RefSeq, a predicted model, not a curated record